Messenger RNA from Nomia melanderi (Alkali bee), 3364 nucleotides. RefSeq names its product JNK-interacting protein Aplip1 (gene Aplip1). Gene Ontology annotation, molecular function: JUN kinase binding; MAP kinase scaffold activity. Gene Ontology annotation, biological process: JNK cascade; regulation of JNK cascade. The record is from RefSeq and is a predicted model, not a curated record. Lineage: Eukaryota; Metazoa; Arthropoda; Insecta; Hymenoptera; Halictidae. Gene Ontology annotation, cellular component: cytoplasm.
UCGAAGCGACGGUGGUCACGCGACGAAGUCCCCGAGCCUCACUAUCAGCCACAUCUUUUACCCGUUGGUUCCGGGGGGUCGACGAGCAGCUCUCCCCGAGGCCGUCACGGCCGCCUUCAGGACCGACCGUUCGACCCCGCGGCCCUCGUUCCCGAUCCCGGCUGGAGAAUGGCGGACACCGAGUUCGAGGAGUUCCGACAAUUUUUCGAGAAGCUGCCUCAAUACUUCAAUACGACUCUGUCCCAUUACACGCGUUCGUGCUCCCCGGAUUAAUGAUCGUGAAUUGUUGUUGAGGAUAGGCUCGUUCACGAUGUCAUGAUAGACGACUCGCCGACCUCGUCGCAAUACAGCGACACAGAGGUCGGCAGAGCAUGCGACGGGGUUGCCGCCGAUUCCGAGGAUGACGACGUGGUGGUGAUACAUCGCCACGACACUCAGAGCGGUCACACUUCCGGGGACGACAGCGAGGAUCUCGAUCACAAUUGCUCCAUCGUCGCUGACAGCGACUUUAGGUUGGUAACAUCCUUGUUCGGUGGACUGAGCAGCAGGGGUCGAUCGGCAGGCGUCGGUGGACCAGGUCCCGGAGGAGGUACCACUUCCGUAUCCGGUAGCGGCGGUAGGGACAGCGUAGUCAGCGACGUUGGUGACUCUUGUUCGAGUUUGAGCUCUUGGCCGACGCCGGAACACGUGCCGUCAAAUCGACCUGGAAGCGGCGGGACCGAUCGUAGACGUCGAAGACUACCGGAAAUCCCCAAGAAUAAAAAAUGUCUGCCUAUCGGUCAGACGACCAUGCAGUCCUCGUCCUCGCUGGCAGACGAAUUAAGCGCAGCCAAUGGCUCGGCUUCUAGCAGGCCGCAUUUAGUGUUACGAAAAUGUCACUCGAGGAUCCGUCAUGAAGACAGUUCGCCCGAUAGUGAGCGAAUGGCGACUGACAGUGGUCAUUCCACUGCGCAUUCGCCGGAAAAUGGGCCGAAAAGUGUAUCCCCUAUUCCCUGCAGCACCUUGCAGAACACAGACUCCGCUUCGCCUAGCAGUACACCAGGAAGCGGAGGUGUUCCAUUUACUCAACUGGAGUUGCUAGAAGCGACGCAUCGAGGACUGCACAAAUUCAUGCCAAGACAUCACGACGAGAUCGAUCUUGAAAUCGGCGAUCCUAUUUACGUUCAGAAGGAGGCCGACGAUCUGUGGUGUGAAGGCGUGAACCUCAGAACAGGUCGUCAAGGCAUUUUCCCCUCGGCUUACGCGGUCGACAUGGAUUACAGCGACUUCGAUCCGUCAGCACCGAAAGUGAAACGAGAACGAUACCUUCUGGGUUACCUGGGCUCCGUCGAGACCCUGGCGCACAAAGGUACCGGUGUUGUUUGUCAAGCGGUACGAAGAAUUGUCGGGAACUCGCAGGAAUCCCCUGUCUCGCAGAGUUGCAUUUUGGAAGUGUCCGAUCAGGGUCUUCGGAUGGUCGACAGAAGUAAACCACGGAAGAGCCAAAGACCCUGCCACGAUUACUUCUACUCGCUGAAGAAUGUUUCCUUUUGCGCCUUUCAUCCUCGCGAUCAUCGCUACCUCGGCUUCAUCACGAAACACCCUACCUUACAGAGGUUCGCUUGUCACGUGUUCAUUGGCCAAGAAUCCACGAGACCCGUCGCCGAAGCCGUCGGGCGUGCUUUCCAUCGGUUCUACACGAAGUUCAUCGAGACUGCUUUCCCAAUAGAGGAUAUCUAUAUCGAAUAGAUCGUACUGCUGGCCUGUUCUAUAGCGGCUACGGAAGAAAUGAUAAAAACACACAUUCCUUUGACCCUUGUACAUACUGCCCUUAGCUGUAGAUACAAAAUGACAAACGCGUAUCAGACACCCAAUUAAAAGGAACAUGCAUACACAUGUACGUGUUGAUAUACAUCUCUAUGUAUAUCGGUACGAACACACGCUGCCGAUGAGAAAUACUGGACCAAGACUUACGAUCGAUGAAAACGGAACAAUAUUAUUUUCUAACAAACUAAUAAAACUUGUGGAGUCGAUAGUUAAUAUGAAUUAUUUGUGUUCCAUUUUGAUAUACGAGUCUCAUUAAAUCUUUACAGGAUAAUAUUUUCCAUUUUCAUUGGUACAGUAACCUGGUCUCAUAUUUCUUACCAUUAGCGUGUAGGUUAAAAUAGAUACGCAUAUGGUACAGGUGUAUAUGUGCAAUUACAUGACACAUAUGCAAGUAGAUAUGUGUAUCUGUGUGUAUACAUAUGUAUGUACCGAGCAACUUCGGAAAGCGUCACGACGGGACAGAUUCCAGUGUUAUUUUGCUUCUUUUUCUUUUACUUCGAAGAGUUAAUUAUUUACUCAUAGAUCUGAGCGUUUGCGUUGACACAUUCCCCUUCUUUCACCUCCGAUCCCACCACCACACACAACAGACGAUCUAUCACCGACGGAUUCAUGGAUCACGGAUGAUUUUCGCAUUUUUGUUACGCGACAGAACGUGGGUUGAACACCGAAUGAGAAAUCUUUAAUAUUCGACUUACACGUACACUAAUUAUUACCGAUAAGGAACUAAUCGCUAACCCUUCGAUCCUUCGACCAAGAUAACCGUAUAGCGACACGUAGAAAGAUAAACGACAAUAGUGUGGAUCGUUCCGAUAUUAAAGAAAAUGGAAAACGAUAAAAAAAGACGAAAAGAGGAGAAAGGAAAACACCGCGGUGGUUUUUCCGUUUUCUUCGUCGUGUCGGCGACGGUUUCCUUCUUUUUUCUUUCGUUCUCUUCUUCGUUCGACCGUCGACUGUGUUGUUUCGAAUUGCUUUCGCCGCCCGAUUACGUUUAUCAAUGGCAACGAAUGGAAAAAGGAAAAGAGAGAAACCGAGGGAGGAUCGCAAAACGGAGCGAUCUCGGAACGCGCGCCAAGGAAAAAAGGAGAACAUAUUUUAUCGUAUGGGUAUUUAGAGACUCAUAUAUUUUUCUAUCUUUCUUUCCGGAGGAAUCGUUAAUUAUAGAUUACGUUGUUAACGAUUAAGGCGUGACGUUUAUGAUGAUCUUCGAUUCCGCGAGUCCUUCGUUCACGUCGCAAACGACCGUUAUAAAUCGAAACGCACAUUGGCCUCUCUGUAUCAAUUGUAUCGAUCAAGGCUUGAUUCACACUAGCGGCCAACGAUAUUUACCGUCAGAUCACGAUCGUUCGCGGUUAACCCAUUUAGAUCAAAAGGAAGUAUGAAAAAGGAGGCCCUUAUCACCAAUCUGAUUUUUAAUUUUAUUUAAGUAGAAAAAUUACGACAAGUAAACAGAACUACUACUAUCGGAAAUACUACUUUUAUUUCCGAUAACGCCCUCCAUUUUUAUUUUCUAGAUAAUGGAAAAUUUAACGUCACACUCAAAGCUCUUGUGAUAAUGGCC